GCGCAACAUGUGACUGUCUCCCCGGACCCGCCCCCGGCCAGUCACGCGCCUGUCCCCGCCCACCAGCCCCCGCUGUUCUAUAAUAUAUGGUACCCGGACUUCUCGUCUCCAUAGUUACCGGGGAGCGGAGGGUCCCGUGGUAACCUUGUAGCGCCGAUCUCCCCCCCGGUCUCCAUAGUAACGCCCAGGUGCCCGCCUGGUCCCAGCGCCGGCCGUGUGAUACAAUCAGCCAGUGACGUCCCGGUGAUGGAGCCCGGCCGGGAGCUGCGGAUGCAGGAAGCCGGCCAGGGACAUCUGCUGCGGUUCCUGGGGGAGCUGAGCCCCGGGGAGAGGGACGGUCUGCUGCAGGAGCUGCAGCUGCUGGAUCCCGCCGAGCUCCGGGAGCACUGCCGCCGGGCGGAGGAGGCAUAUGCCCGGGAGAGCAGCUCCCCGCAGCGCCUGGAUGAUCAGAUGCGCCCGGUGCCCGCAGAGUUCCUGGGCAGCACCAGGAAGAGUCACCCCGAACAGCUGAUCUCCUGGGAGGAGGAAGGACUCCGCGUCAUUUCGCAGAACAAGGUGGCUGUCUUGCUGCUGGCGGGGGGUCAAGGUACUCGCCUGGGUGUGACGUACCCCAAGGGAAUGUAUAGCGUCGGCCUUUCCAGCGGUAAAACAUUGUACCAGAUCCAGGCGGAGCGGAUCCUCCGGCUGCAGCAGCUGGCGGGCGAGAAGCAUUGUACAAAGUGCACUGUGCCAUGGUACAUAAUGACCAGCGAGUUCACGCUGAGCCCCACUCAGAAGUUUUUCGAGGAACACAACUUCUUUGGCGUCGACCGGUCGGACGUAGUCAUGUUUGAGCAGAGGAUGCUGCCGGCGGUUGGUUUUGACGGGAAAGCGAUUUUGGAGCGCAAGAAUAAAGUGGCGAUGGCUCCAGAUGGCAAUGGAGGACUGUAUAGAGCUCUCGCUGACAACCAUAUAUUGGAGGACAUGGAGGCACGAGGCAUCUCCUAUAUACACGUGUACUGUGUGGACAAUAUACUGGUGAAGAUGGCUGACCCUGUCUUUGUGGGGUUCUGUGUGUCCAAAGGAGCUGACUGCGGGGCUAAGGUGGUGGAGAAGGCAUACCCGGCCGAGCCUGUUGGGGUGGUGUGCCAAGUAGAUGGUAUCUACCAGGUGGUGGAAUAUAGUGAGAUUAGCCCGGACACAGCAGAGAAACGUAACCCUGAUGGCAGCCUGAUGUACAAUGCCGGCAGUAUCUGCAAUCACUUCUUCACCCUAGACUUCCUGAAGAACGUGGCCAGGAUUUUCGAGCCACGCCUUCGAUACCAUGUAGCCAUAAAGAAAGUUCCAUAUGUGGACGAACAAGGAAACUUGGUGAAACCGGAGCGACCAAAUGGGAUAAAAUUAGAAAAGUUUGUCUUUGACGUCUUUCAGUUCACCAAAAACUUUGUGGCAUUCGAAGUUGCGCGGGAGGAAGAGUUCUCCCCCUUGAAAAACGCGGAGACAGCCGAGAAAGACACUCCGACUACAGCGAGACGUGCACUCCUGUGGCAGCACUAUCGAUGGGCGCUGAGAGCCGGUGCCAAGUUCACAGAUGCUAGCGGCCGUGAGAUAGCCGACAACUCUAGUGCUCCAGAGACGACAGACCCGCCGGCUGUGUGUGAGAUUUCCCCAUUAAUCUCAUAUUUUGGAGAGGGUCUACGUGUGCAUCUGAAUAAUCAGGACAUCUCGUCCCCCUUCAUACUGGACGGCCAUAGACUGUUGGAGAACUGAAGGCUUUUGAGGAGUAGACCUGCUGGAUGAGGCUGGAUGUUGUUGCUGCUAACUCUCGUGCAGAUCUCUCACAAAACAAAGAUUACAAAGUUGACAACCAAAAAUUGUGCCUUAAAAUCCAAGUCUAGGACCGUUUGCAUUACAUUUCCAAACUGCAGCCUUGUUCAUGAGACAUCCUACACUGAUAUACUGUAUGGGAUAAUGCACACCCUACUGUAUAUCAUAUGGGUAUUACAAGUCACUGUGGCUGCAUUCCAAGUGCUUUUAUACAGGUAAUACAAAUCAAAGAUUACUUCAUAUUUGUUAGUACUGGGUAGGUGUUGCAUUAUUCCUUCUAAUAAGACUUGUUGACAUCAGACCUCAUCAGUUAUAAGGAAUGACAUCAGAACUCACUUGUUAUACAAAUAUUAUUUGUUAUCAAUUAUUUGUGUAUUAUAAAUGAAUGAUCUAAAACUGGAAAGUGUGAUUAUUCUACGACCGAUAAGCACCACAUGUACCUCAUGAAAUAAAUACUUUUAUACCUAGUGUAUUAUUGACACAGA
Molecule: messenger RNA, 2291 nt
Organism: Pseudophryne corroboree (corroboree frog)
Lineage: Eukaryota; Metazoa; Chordata; Amphibia; Anura; Myobatrachidae
Gene: UAP1L1
Product: UDP-N-acetylglucosamine pyrophosphorylase 1 like 1
Exons: 9
Coding region: 247-1749 (500 amino acids)
Biological process (GO): UDP-N-acetylglucosamine biosynthetic process
Molecular function (GO): UDP-N-acetylglucosamine diphosphorylase activity
Source: RefSeq, a predicted model, not a curated record